AAUCUCUUGGUACAGUUGUUCAUCAAUCAGCCUUCAUCCUCAUCCCUACUGUCUCGUGUACUGUGGUUCCGUGGCUCCUGUCACCAUAGAAGUUAACCUCGAUUUUGUGUGUCGUUUUCGUUUGCUGCAUUUUUCUGCCUUAUAAGUUUACAACCUAUUUUUCUAUUUUAGUUUGAAAGCGUUUUAACUAAGAUCAAGAUGAGUGACGACGGAUUCAGCGACUUUGCAUCGGAGGAGUCUUCUUCGGAUGAUGACUUAGAAUUUAUGCAAGACUCGAAAGUAAAAAACGAAGACUAUUUGGAGACAACUGUCCCACAAUAUUCUGAUGAAACAUUUUUCGAGCAUUUCCGCGUGUCGAGAAAUGUGGUCAACGAAAUAAGCGGCAUGUUCCAGAACAGUGAAUACUACAGAAGCAAAUCUGGCCCAUAUGGCAAACUGUUAUCCGGUGACCAGGUACUGGUCUAUUUAUGGUACGUUGGGCAUGAGGCUGCAGCACAUUUCAGGAAUAAUGGGUUUCCAAGAGUCAUCGGUUGUAUAGAUGGAUCGCACAUAAAACUUGAUAAACCAGAAAAUGACCCUGAAUCAUACAUAAACAGAAAAGGCUUUUACUCUAUUCAAAUCCAGGCUGUGUGUGAUCAUCAGAGAAGGUUUAAAGAUUUAUUUGUAGGGUAUCCAGGAUCAGUUCAUGACAGUUGAGUUUUUCGGACUUCUCCUCUAAGUCAGACAUUAGAACAAAAAUGUGGGACCUAUUUUAUACUGGGAGACAGUGGAUACCCUGUUCAAAAAAAUCUGCUAACACCCUACAAAGAUCGAGGGACUCUAACUCACCAACAGAUAAAUUACAAUAUAAAGUUAUCUAAAAAUAGAUGCAUUAUUGAACAUUCUUUUGGUAUGCUGAAGCAAAAAUUCCGUCAACUCUAUCACAUCAAGUUACGGAAGAUACCAUUGAUAGUCCAUUUUGUAAGAGCAGUCUGUGUUCUCCAUAAUAUUGCUAUCAAGGAUGAACUUCCUGAUGCUAAUUUAAUAGAGACAAUCGAGGCUGAGAAUGCUGCAGUAGCCAUUGGUGAUGAUAAUGAGGAUAUAGAAGAUGAUGGUAGUGCUGUUGCUAUUAGGGACCACAUUGCAGCUAUAUUAUGAAGUGGGACAGCUAAUAAUUUCAUAAAAAUAUGGGUCCACAAAUGCUCCAUUUUUAUGAUAAAUGGUAGCUUUCCAUCUUUCACAGUUUAUUUUACAUUCAUCAAAAAACUGUGGGGGUAUUUGUAUGAAUAUUAAAAACUUGAGCAUCGAAUCUAUUCAAUCACAGGUUUUUGAUAAAUGUAAAAUAGAAAAUUAAAGGUGGAAAACAUUUAACACAUGCACACAUAUGAAUAGAGCAUGACUGGGUCCAUUGUCAUGUGAACUUUUCUUUACAUUUUACAAUAUUUUAUCUGACCUUAAAUGUCUGUCACUACAUUUUGUAACACCUUGUAUAAUAUCAUUUAAAUAGUUUGUGUUAAUUUUAAAGAAACUCAUGUGCAUAAUGAGGUGAAAGUAUUUAUUACUGCUUUGUAAAAUCUAUACAUGUACAUUUCUCUUGUUUUAUGUUGAUAGAUUGUCUUUUAUUGCAGUCUUUCCCCAAAUCACAAAUGUAUUUGUAGUGUUUAGGAUCUAAUAAAUGUGUUGCAUUAUAUGACUAUGUGUAUGAAUCAAG
This is a messenger RNA of Acanthoscelides obtectus, 1690 nucleotides long. Lineage: Eukaryota; Metazoa; Arthropoda; Insecta; Coleoptera; Chrysomelidae. The record is from the annotation of a GenBank genome assembly.